GGUGAAAACUACUUGAAUGUCAAAAGAAGUCGAAGGAUAUUCAUUUUGUAAAGAUAGUGAAACAGUGAAAGAUUGUGUUAGGAUAAUCUCAAUUAUUAUGUGCAAAAUAUAGGAAUGUUUGAAUUUGGCAGUUCAUUAGUUAUUUUUAACAAAAUUUUCUAAAUCAAAGAUUUGUUCAAUGCAAUGCGGUUCCAAGGGGGAGAACAAAUUAAAGCAUGGUUGUUAUCAACUUUGAUGGUUCAUAGUGCAGUUGCUGGGAAUCCUGAUGCAAAAAGACUUUAUGAUGAUUUACUAAGUAACUACAAUAAACUUGUACGCCCUGUAGUAAAUACGACAGAUGUUCUAAAAGUAUGCAUAAAGUUAAAAUUGUCACAACUCAUUGACGUGAAUCUCAAAAACCAAAUAAUGACGACAAACUUAUGGGUCGAACAAUCCUGGUACGACUACAAAUUGAGAUGGGAACCUAAAGAAUACGGAGGGGUACAUAUGUUACACGUUCCCUCAGAUCAUAUCUGGCGUCCGGAUAUCGUUUUAUAUAACAAUGCUGAUGGUCAUUAUGAAAUCACCCUUUUAACAAAAGCAACUGUCCAUAAUAGUGGGCUUGUUAUGUGGCAACCACCUGUGGUCUAUAAAUCAUCUUGUUCAAUCGAUGUUGCACAUUUCCCAUAUGAUGUUCAGACGUGCAUACUAAAAAUAGGAAGUUGGACUUAUGAUGGUUUUAAGGUUGACCUGAGACAUAUGGAUGAACAGCAAGGCAAUAAUAUUGUGGAUGUCGGUGUAGAUCUUUCGGAGUUCUAUAUGUCUGUGGAGUGGGACAUUCUUGAAGUUCCUGCAGUAAGAAAUGAAAAAUUCUACACCUGCUGCGAUGAGCCAUACUUGGAUAUUACGUUUAAUAUAACUAUGAGGAGGAAGACGUUGUUUUACACAGUUAACAUAAUUAUUCCAUGUAUGGGUAUUUCAUUUCUAACCGUAUUGACUUUUUACUUACCUUCGGAUAGCGGAGAGAAGGUCACUUUAUCUAUCUCUAUACUGAUCAGCUUGCAUGUGUUUUUUCUCUUGGUAGUCGAAAUUAUUCCUCCCACUUCGCUAGUUGUACCACUUUUGGGAAAAUAUCUCAUAUUUGCAAUGAUAUUAGUAUCAAUUAGCAUUUGUGUAACGGUCGUUGUGCUGAAUGUUCACUUUCGAUCUCCACAAACACACCGGAUGGCUCCAUGGGUGAAAAGUGUUUUCGUAAAUUUGCUUCCACAGUUCUUAUUUAUAAAAAGACCAAAAUACAACAUUGAAACAAGUGGAACCACAUCAUUUACUGGAAGCUGUCAGAUUCAUGGAUGUGGUCCCCCUCUUACGCAGCAGGUUACCGAAAACCUACUAGCAGCAACUAUUUAUAUGGAAAGUCCUACUGAGGUUAAAGGCCAAAUAAUAAGAAAUGAAUGUCUUUUACAUACAAACACUCAAGUAAAAGUACAUCGGAGCUGUUUUUGUGUACGAUUUAUAGCAGAACAUACAAAACUGUUAGAAGAUUCCACAAAGGUCAAAGAAGAUUGGAAGUAUGUCGCCAUGGUAUUAGAUCGAUUGUUUUUAUGGAUUUUUACAUUAGCCGUUUUGGCAGGAACCGCUGGUAUAAUACUUCAAGCACCUACAUUAUAUGACGAUCGGAUCCCAAUAAUUGAGAAUAAAAAAAUAGAUUUUUCCGGUAUCUCAGCGGGUCGAUGUCGUCCGUCUCAAUAGGCUCCAAUAUUAACCAAUACAUUUUGAAAAAAAAAACAUUGCCUAUUGUCGUAAUUGUUUACCUAUACAGUAUUAUUUUACUUGUAAGUAUUAAAUUUGUUUUAAAUAUUUAUUGUAUAAAAAUACUCUGUUAAAAACUUUUUUUAAUAAUUAACAUUUAUUGUUCUCUAAUGUGUACACAACAUCAAACAAUUUCCAGAGUAAAUAAAUAAUUAAAAGGAAUUAUUUUUUUAUCUUAUUGAACUGUAAGAAAUAUGUUUAGAAUUAUUUAAUCUCAGUUGUAAAAGCGAUAAUAGUCGCGUACUUAAAUAAGAGACGAUCCACAAAUAUAUUAUUGGAACCUGAUUUUCCAAGAAUGUAUUAUACCCGUACUUAUGUUUAAAAUGAAAAAAAUUUCAAAUGUUUUUAAUAAAAAUUAUCAUUUAUUCAACAAGUUAACAUAACAUAAAACAAAUUUAAGAGUUUUAACUACUUUCUAACCACAGAUUCUUCAGAUCCUUGAAAAGGAAAUUUGGUAAGUGUCGAGUUAAGAUUAUGUUGAGGCCGAUUCCGUUUGAAUUAACGAGUUUUUGGGUUGAGUUUUCACGUUAUAAUAUUUAAUGUGUAUUAUAAAUAUGUAGGUUUAAAAUGAUGGGUACAAUAUUAUGUAGAUAUGUGAACAAUAUGGGUUAAUUGUUAUUGUGUAAUGAAUUAUAAUAAAUGUUAGUAUAUCGUAACUAUAUCGACCUGUGGUAUAAUUCCUUAUGUUGUGUAGUGUUUAAUUCCUCCUUCUGUUGGUUGUGUGGAUUCCUAAUUCUUAUUUUGUUAUCUCCUGGGUUUUGUGGGUUUAUGUUGUAUUAGUUUUCACUUAAAACCUUUGUGUUUUUAGUCAAUUUGUUAGCGCGGGUUUUUUUGUUUUUAUACUCUCGCAACAAAUGUUGCUAAAGAGAGUACUAUCGUUUUGUUCACAUAACGGUUGUUUGUAACACCCAAAACUAAACGAGUUAGAUAUAGGGUUAUAUAUACCAAAGUGAUCAGGGUGAAGAAUGGAGUUCAAAUAUCUAUCUGUCCGUCCGACUGUGCAAUCUGUAACUUGAGUAAAAAUUAAGAUAUCUUGAUGAAACUUGGCACACUUAUUUCUUGGCACCAUAGGAAGGUUGCUUUCGAAAUAAGCAAAAUCGGACCACUGCCACGCCCACAAAAUGGCGAAAACCGAAAACAUAUAAAGUGUCAUAAGUAAGCCAUAAAUAAAGCUAUGGAAAUAAAAUUUGGUAUGAAGGAUCGCACUAUGAAGGGGCAUAUUUGGAUGUAAUUCUUUUGGGGAAGUGGGCGUGGCCCCGCCCCAAAUAGGUUUUUUGUACAUAUCUCGGAAACCAAUAAAGCUAUAUAAACUAAACUUUCUGCAGUCGUUUUUUUAGCCACUUCCUAAUACAA
Zeugodacus cucurbitae (melon fly) is the source of this 3141-nucleotide messenger RNA. RefSeq names its product acetylcholine receptor subunit alpha-like (gene nAChRalpha4). Lineage: Eukaryota; Metazoa; Arthropoda; Insecta; Diptera; Tephritidae. Gene Ontology annotation, molecular function: transmembrane signaling receptor activity; acetylcholine-gated monoatomic cation-selective channel activity. The record is from RefSeq and is a predicted model, not a curated record. Gene Ontology annotation, cellular component: postsynaptic membrane; synapse; neuron projection. The transcript is spliced from 11 exons. Gene Ontology annotation, biological process: nervous system process; monoatomic ion transmembrane transport; signal transduction. Bases 184 to 1728 code for a protein of 514 amino acids.